UCGGGAAAAAUACCAUUAACAGAAGAUAACAUUCUUCUUAAUUUAUUAGUUGAAACAGUAGCAAAUAUUUCAUUAAAUAAUAUUGAAUUUGGUCGAUUGUCUAUUACGGGACUUCAAUGUCUUUUAUCCUGUACAUAUGAAAAAGAAAAACCAUUUGCAACCCCGGAAUAUGAAGUUUUUCGAUAUAGCGCUAUUCUUGUAGCAAAACAAGUUUCUAAUGAUGCACAUAAAAUUCUUAUGAGACAAUUACCAACAUUAGAACAAUUGGAAAACACAAAUUCAAUCAAGUUAGAAAAUGAAUUUACUGAUCGUCAAAAAGUUGCUAAAAGAUUGGAGCCUUUGAUUAAAUUUAUUGAAUUCAAUCAAAUUAAGGCUCGAAUAUUAAUUGAAAUCAUUGAACCAUUGGAAAUUAUCCCAUCUGAAAUAAUUGUAAGUGUUUAUCGACGUAAAGCAUUAUCAAAUGACUCUGAUUCAAAUGGAAUUCGAGGAAAACCACAAAAACCAAUUGAUUUUGCUGAAUCCAAUUAUGUUUGGGAUGAAUCAGCACGUGGGUCAAAACUUAUUAUUGAGGAUAAUGGAAAAGUUGUACGCGCCACAAACGAUCUUCGUGUACGGCAAAAUAUCAGAGCUAAAAUGAUACUUGAAAAUGAAGGUAUUUUUGAAUGGGAUGUUAUUAUUGAGAAAGAUUGUAGUGCUUCUUGGGUUGGAGUAUGUGCAUCAGAAAAUUUCAAUUAUGAAACCUGGGCAGGUGACCAACCUACUGGAUGGGUAUUAGGUUCCAAUG
Molecule: messenger RNA, 784 nt
Organism: Rhizophagus irregularis DAOM 181602=DAOM 197198
Lineage: Eukaryota; Fungi; Glomeromycota; Glomeromycetes; Glomerales; Glomeraceae
Cellular component (GO): cytoplasm
Molecular function (GO): protein binding
Source: RefSeq, a predicted model, not a curated record